AUGGAAGAACUGUGCAAUCAUAAAGUCUUACUAGGAGUCAGAGGAGCGCACAAAAGGGACUCUUCUGCUCUUUUAAUAGCACCAUUUUUCCAGUGGUGCAAUCCUGCACAGGAUGGAGAUCACACAACUUGCUACAAGGUGCUCAGGUCAGAUGCACGGAAAACAGAAGUUCUGAAGCUUCUGAAUGUGGCUCUGUGGCCCGUGGCAGAAGUGGUAGCCCAGGAGUGUUCAUCUCCAAUGUGGAAAAGUAGCACGUUGUCCUGGGCAGCUACUACCUGCAGUCCAGCACAGGACGGGAAGCAAACGCCCCUCCAGGCUCACAUUAACCCUUUAAGCCUACUCAGCAAGCCCUUCCUCAUCCUCAGGUUUAUUGGGGUAAGCAGCCGAAGCAGCUGCCUGGCUCGGCGAGGCUGUCUCCGCGCCGCGGAGGGUGGGAAGGGGGAGGCGCUGGGGGCCGGCCGGGGAGCCCUGCCCUGCCCGGCUCAUCGCUCCUCUUCUCCCCCGCGGGCUUCUCCGUUCCCGGCGCCGCAGCUUUUCCCGGCCCCGGUGUCGGCGGAGCGGAUGGUGGCGGGGAGGCGCCAUCAGCAGGCGCGGCGGCGCUGGGGGCUGCCGGCGCUGCUGGUGGCCUACGUGGGCUAUGUGGGGCUGGGGGCCGGCGUGCUGCAGGCGCUGGAGCGGCCGGCCGAGGUGCGGGCGGCACAACACCUCCUCCGGGAGCACUGGGAGCUGCUCGCCAACUACACCUGCCUGCGGGGGCCCGCGCUGCAGCGGCUCAUCGAGGGUAUCAUCGAAGCCUACAAGAGUGGCAUAACCCUCCAGGGAAACACCACAAGCCUAGGCAGGUGGGACUUCAGUGGGUCUUUCUUCUUCUCCAUCUCUGCAAUAACAACCAUUGGCUAUGGGAACCUGAGCCCCAGCACUGUGGCUGGUCGAAUCUUCUGCAUCUUGUUUGCACUCUUUGGCAUCCCCUUGAACCUUGUACUUCUGAAUGAAAUUGGGCAGCUGAUGCUGUUGGGGGUCCAGCGUUGUGCCCAUCGCAUAGAGGAAGUGUUUCACUGGCAGAAAAAAGCUUCCCUCCUGGUUAAGACCGUUGCGCUGGUAACUGGCCUGUUACUGUUCCUCCUGCUACCUCCCUUGCUGAUCUCUGACAAAGAAGGCUGGUCUUACGAAGAAGGCUUCUACUAUUCCUUCAUUACCCUCAGCACUAUAGGGUUUGGAGAUUAUGUGAUUGGGAUGAACCCAGACCGCACCUAUCCAGGCUGGUACAAGAAUGUAAUCUCUCUGUGGAUCCUCUUUGGGAUGGCCUGGCUAGCACUGGUUAUCAAACUUUGCAUCAACUUGCUAGAAAGCUCCAGUGACUUCUGUCAGUGCAACAAGAAGAGCACAGAGAUGGCAGAAGACUUAAUGGAUGCCAACAAAAAUAGUGCAACGGGACUUCACAGUGUGGAUAAUUGCAAUGACAAAGACACAGAAACAAAAGGACCAGAUGAAUCUCACACCUACACAGCUCCUGCAGAAGCACUCUAGUGAAGAAACGUGCCCUUGGUAUCCCUUAGGUUUUCGUGCACUGGAGACGCACCACUUAGAAAUGUGGCAACGAAGCCGUCCUGAUGUUCGUUUGGGGUGAAAACUUGCUUAUUGAGCAUGAAAUGUUUCUAUUCUGAAUUGAGCAAUGGCAACAAAAUGUUUCAUUUGCAGCAGCACCAAAAAUUACCAGUGACAUUCUUAGCCAAAAUUAGAUUUACAGAGAUAUUACCUACCUUCUCACCUCAAUACAUGAGGUAAACUUUGGCAUCCGUACGCGACACUAGCUGUUGUCCUUCUCUUUGCAUGCAAAGUUCUUACAGCUUCUAAUUGUACUUAUGGCAUUUUGCAAAUACCACAAUUAGAAAAAUAAGUGCCACUUACUGCAGAAAAUACAUUGCAUAUUGUUAAAAGACUUAAUGAAAUGCACUAUUUAAAACCACCUGGCAGUCACUGCAAUGUGCUCCAACACUUAUAUGUUUGUGCUUGCCAAAGGUGUAACAUGCUUUUGCUCUUUUACAUGGAGGCCACUGAGGUGCCUAUAGAGGCGCCUGUAGAGGUGCCUAUAGAAACAGAUCAUUCUUUUAUUUAAAAAAAGCAUUUUAUACAUCAGAAGUCCACUAAUACUAAAACGAAACUAGGUAGUUAGUCUAUUCCUUAUUCCAGAACUUAUAUACGGAUCAUCCUUUGUAAAGUAUUAUGUAGACCAAAUGUCAUCAGCUAAAUGUGAAAGUUCUUUUAAGAUAGAAUUUUAUUUUGCCACAUCUUGGAAGCUAGAGAAGGAGCACUAGAGGCAGUUUUAAGUGCCUGUUGUUCCAAUGUUAUACCAUGGCCAAUGUUAGCGAGGGCUACUUUCACCCAAAAACAGACUGAAGAACCUUCAACUGCGAGCAAGAGGUGCUAUUCUGGUGAAUUUCUAAUGUCAUAAAUGGUGUUUCUGUCCUACCUAAUAUCUCUUAUAAAAGUACAACUGUCUUUUGGUCUGUGGAAUACCAGACCUGCUUAUUUGACCUUUGUGUCAGUCAUGAAACAGAACUGUUUAGGGUUUUUUUUUUUAAAUUAAUUCCAUUAAAUCCUCAGAAAUCUUCUGGUAAGUUAUGCCAUUUAUAAAGGACCAACAGAGUCUAACUCCUGCUGCCAUUUAUAUACCCAUAUUUAAUCUUCUUAUUUUCUUAUUCCUGAUGUACUGCAUCCUAGAGCACUAAUUUUAAAAACUUGACCAUAGUACUAAACCAGAGUGAAGCAUUUGGGUGAGCUUUCAGUUUCUGCAUUGGACAAAGAUUCCACAUGGACAGUGGAGAAAAGACUGACAACACAGUCUGUUGGAGUAUGGGACUCAGGAAUUAGAAAUAUCCAUAGCUGGAUUCACAGAAAUGGAGUGAAAAGUUUAUGGUAUUCAGGAACACUAGUUCUGGAACAUGUAUCAUGAAAAAGUAUUUCCAGGGUAGGCCAGUCUACUUGUUGAUAUGUGGUAGAACUGAUUACAGGAGAAAACGCAGGAAAGAAAUCUGCUGGAUGAAAUUUAGUCAGCCUUUUGCUGACUCCAUAGUAAUAAAUGUUUUCUCAAAUAGUGUUUCAAUAGACAGCAGAGAUAAGAAAGAGAGUUAGUGGAAAUCUCAGUUCAUAGUUAGGAAACUGAUUUUGGAAAACAAACACAUUUCAAUUUUUUGAGCAUUGGGUAAUUUCUUUAACAGCCUUUAGCAUAAAGUUUUAUAUUUCUUCUGUGUUUUGUCUAGUUUAUUUUCACUGAUGGGUACAUAAAGUAGGCUUUACUAAUGUUCAUAAAGGGCUGGCCUAUGGUAAGACCAAAGUGUAUUUCUUUAAAACUAAGUGAAUCACAAUUCCACAGCAUAAAAUGUGAUAUCCUUUUAUGCAUAUCCUUUUCACCUUCUUUCAGGUGCAAAACUUAGUAAAUAUAACUGUAUCAGAAGAUCUGGAUGCCCAGAAGGUAGUAGGAAUUUCCACUGUCGAGAGCAUGGGAAGGACUAUGCUAAAUCUAUUUCAACUUUAAUUUGAAAUCUUGAGCUGUCACAGGCUCUGGGGAUUUCUGCCAGCUCUGCUCUUUGAUGUGAAGGCUUAUCUUGAGAAGAGGUUUUUUUCUUCUUGAUUUGAAUGUCUAUUUUAUUAAUUACACUGAAUUCAUAUUCCCAUGUAUUUAUAGUUUGUGGAUGAGGUUUUCAGAAGUGCCUUAGAAAUUUGGGCACCUUGGUCCCACUGGAGUCGCAUGCCUUAGGCCAGCUCAUUUACACUUCUGAGAGCUAAAAGGAAGAGGAACUCUAGGAGUAGUCCUGAAAAAAGUUAAAACCAUUAAUUUUUCAUAGAUCUCAGUGCUUCUACUGUAUAUCAGUGUUCAGCCACAAACCUAAGCAUGUGGCUGGGUCUCAAGGUGACUCAGAUCCUUGCUGGUUCACUUCCUUCUGCAGCUGUGCUGUUGGAUUAUCCAGCAGCUCCCCACUCGUGUCGUCCUGCCACUAGCUGUCGUCUGAUACAACGCACUAACAGGAGACACAUCUGAACUGCAUGCAAGCCGUGUGUGACUCCAGAGCUGCAAGUUGCCUGCUUGUGUCCUGGAUCACCUAAAAAAAAAAAAUUAAAUUAGUGAGUCAAAUAUCAUCUCUGCCUGGGUUCACUGACCCUAAAUUAGCACGUUGUCACUUACAAAUAUCCUUGUAUUGACAGUUCCUCAGCUGGCUUUUGAUACAGACAAUAGAUAUUAUUGUCUCUACCCACAAACUGCUGUGCCUCUAGUCUUUCUGCUCUUUAUAAAGCUGUGCUGCGGUUUAAUGACAUGGAUGAAUUUGUUCCCAGAGGGAUGAGAAGAAAGUGGAGUUUUGCAACAUCACACAAAUAUCAUCACCAAUGCGUCUACCCCACCAAAAUAUGAAAGGUUAUCUCCUCAAGGGUAAAAUAAAGAAAA
Messenger RNA from Calidris pugnax (ruff), 4441 nucleotides. RefSeq names its product potassium channel subfamily K member 17-like. Bases 1 to 1527 code for a protein of 508 amino acids. Gene Ontology annotation, biological process: potassium ion transmembrane transport; stabilization of membrane potential. The record is from RefSeq and is a predicted model, not a curated record. Gene Ontology annotation, cellular component: membrane. The transcript is spliced from 6 exons. NCBI's taxonomy places the organism in Eukaryota, Metazoa, Chordata, Aves, Charadriiformes, Scolopacidae. Gene Ontology annotation, molecular function: potassium ion leak channel activity.